UUAAAUUGUUUUGCAAUAUAACAAUUUUUCUAAUUUUGUGUAAAAUGCUUCUGUUUUUUUCAGUAGCUCACUUGGGACUGUGAUGUGCAAUAAUUUGGUGACAAACACGAUUAGUUAUUUUGUUCACUUUCCUCUGAAGAUUACGGUGGCUGAAUUUGGACCAAAAUCAGACAGCUAGGCCGCACGGCGGCCUUUGUUUGUCAAUGGCCAAUUUUUAUUUGCACCAUUGCAAUCAACAGCUGAAGCUAACAAAUAUAUGCUUGAUAGAUGGCUACCCGCUGUCAUAAGAGAAAACUAAAGUAUAUUGACAUUUUUACAAGUCUGUGUGCAGCUUUGUUUGGACUUCAAGCAUACGAUAUCUGCUGGUAAAGGGUUAAAAAUGACUUAUUUUGUAGUACAGGUGCCAUAGCCUUCCUCCCUGUCCAUGGUGCUGAAGUAUGUGCAACUUAUCUCUUCUGUAUCUCCAGCAUUUUCUCUGCUCUCUGUAUUUUAGGAAAAGGUAAUACAUCAUAGUAGUUAAUUUAUUAUCUUUGCUCUGGAAAAUUAAUUUCUGUUAAGCACAUAUCAUGUUUGCAACAACCCAUAUAGUUGGCAUUUUUAUAUGAGCAUACUAACCGUACUUAAAUAUUGGAUUAUCUUCUCAUGUUUUAACAACUGGGUGUCAUGUCAAUAAAGUCACUCUAGGGGUCAGUGUGUGAUCAUGAACAGGAGCUUGUCAGCCACCCGCCCAAACCCAUUUAUGUGGAUGUACAAAAUCCAAAUUUUCGUGUUGUCUCUGGUCUCCACGUCUGAUAAAAUGAAUGCUGUGUAAGACGUUGUCCUAUCAGUGAAGAUCAAAUUCAUCUCGUCUGAUGCCGAAUUUGAAGUGAUGGAUUUUUAGUUUUUUUGACACAAUGGAAAACAAAAGAUUUGCAUCUUACGGCUACGGCCUCGCGUUUCUUUUUUCUCUCCUCCACACCAUUAAUGGAGACGUGAGCUACUCUGUCCCAGAGGAGACGAAACGUGGAUCUGUAAUUGGGAAUAUCGCCAAGGAUUUGGGAAUGGAUUUGGGCCAGUUAUCUUCCCGUAAAGCACGUAUUGAUCCUGAGGAUAACAACGUUCAGCACUGCGGCAUCAACCUCAUCACUGGUGACUUGGUUGUUCAGGAGAGGAUUGACAGAGAAGGGCUUUGUGGCAAAAAGGCUGCGUGUGUUCUUAAACAGGAACUUGUGCUGGAAAACCCAUUAGAGCUACACCGUGUUAAUAUUCGUGUUUUAGAUGUUAAUGAUAAUUCACCACAAUUUAAUGAAGAGUUACUAAAAUUAGAAAUUCGAGAAUCGGCAGACAAGGGUGAACGUUUUCUUCUCGGGGAAGCGCAUGAUGGAGAUAUCGGAGAAAAUGCUGUUCAAAGCUACACUUUACAGCAGAAUGAUCAUUUCAAAUUAAAUGUAAACACUAAACCAGGUGGAAGGAAGUACUGUGAAUUAGUCUUAGACAAAGAAUUAGAUAGAGAAGAUAAAAAAGACAUCAUGCUCUCGCUGACGGCAUAUGAUGGCGGCACUCCUCAGAGAUCAGGUACAGUAGUCAUACACGUCACUGUGCUGGAUGCUAAUGAUAAUGUACCAGUGUUUAGUCAGACUGUUUAUAAAGCCAGUGUGCCUGAAAACUCUCCUCUUGAUACCUUGGUGAUCACAGUGAGUGCAAGUGAUGCAGAUGAAGGCUUAAAUAGUGAAAUUACAUAUGCAUUUGACCAUGUUUCUGAUGACAAUAUUAAUGUAUUUACAUUGCAUCCCAAAAGUGGAGAUGUGAGAGUGGCUGGUGUUGUUGAUUAUGAGAAAAUGUCUUCAUAUGAAAUGCAAAUAAGCGCGAAAGAUGGUCUUGGAUUAGUGUCUUAUUCAACAUUAAUCAUUGAUCUUACUGAUGUAAAUGACAAUGCUCCUGUUAUACUACUAAAGUCGCUGUCUAAUUCAGUACCAGAGAAUGUUUCACCUGGUACUGAGGUGGGCAUCAUUAAUGUGCAGGACAGAGACUCUGAGCAAAAUGGACAGGUCCGCUGCUCGAUUCAACAAAACAUACCCUUUAAGUUAGUUCCUUCUAUCAAAAACUAUUAUUCUUUGGUGACGACUGGACAACUGGACCGUGAACUGGUGUCUGAUUACAACAUUACAAUCAGUGCCACUGAUGAGGGCUCUCCUCCUCUGUCUUCCUCUCAAAGUAUUCACUUAUCUGUAGCAGACAUCAACGACAACCCACCUGUGUUUGAGGAACAGUCGUACAGUGCAUAUGUGAGUGAAAAUAACAAAGCUGGCUCCACUUUAUGUUCCGUUAGUGCUCGAGACCCCGACUGGAGACAAAAUGGUACCGUGAUUUAUUCUCUGCUUGCCGCUGAGGUGAACGGGUCCUCGGUUUCCUCCUAUGUAUCUGUUAAUGGAGAUACGGGGGUGAUCCACGCUGUCAGGCAGUUUGAUUAUGAACACCUGAGAAGUUUUAAAGUCCACGUCAUGGCCAGAGACAACGGUUCUCCUCCUCUGAACAGCAACGUGAGUGUCAGUGUGUUCAUUUCGGAUGUGAACGACAACUCUCCUCAGAUACUGUACCCCUCCUUGGAAGGCAACUCCUUCAUGACCGAGCUGGUCCCCAAAGCUGCACACGGAGGCUCUGUGGUGUCCAAAGUGAUAGCGGUGGAUGCAGACUCCGGACAGAACGCCUGGCUGUCCUAUCAUAUAGUCAAGUCCACUGAUCCGGGACUUUUCACCAUUGGUCUCCACAGUGGAGAGAUCAGGACCCAGCGGGACAUUUCUGAAUCUGACAGCAUGAAACAGAACCUGAUUGUGGCAGUGAAAGAUAACGGACAGCCCCCUCUCUCUGCCACCUGCUCCAUGUAUUUACUUAUUUCUGAUAACUUGGCUGAGGUGCCAGAACUGAAGGACAUUUCUUAUGAUGAGAAGAAUUCCAAACUGACGUCUUAUCUGAUAAUUGCGCUGGUGUCUGUGUCCACCUUCUUUCUGACCUUCAUCAUCAUCGUCCUGGGUGUGAGGUUUUGCCGCAGGAGAAAGCCCAGACUGUUGUUUGAUGGAGCAGUUGCCAUUCCUAGCGCAUAUCUUCCUCCUAAUUACGCAGAUGUUGAUGGCACAGGAACUUUACGCAGCACCUACAACUAUGACGCCUACUUGACAACAGGUUCUAGAACCAGUGACUUUAAGUUUGUGUCUUCUUACAAUGACAACACGCUGCCUGCUGACCAGACUCUGAGGAAAAGUUCUUCUGACUUUGCUGAUGAGCUUCAUGAUUCGUUUGACCCUUUUGAGGUAGGCAACAUCUUCCAAAUUUGAAUGUGAAAAUGUUGUUCUUUCAACAUGAACCAUUUCUAUAAUUAGUUUGUGGUUUACUUCACCAGAUCAACCCUAAAGUUUUCUCUAUAAGAUAUUUACCCCAACUUGACCACUUUCCAAUUACUACCUUAUGAUCAGCUUCAGUGUGAAUUUGUGGUCUGUUAAGAUGUAAGAAGUCCUAUACACUUUGGCAACUGAGAAUAACAUUACUGCACUUUGACCUUUCUGUCAACAUUCUGAAAAUAUUCCCUCAUUCCUUUUUUCAAAGUUGGCUUGUUUCAAGUGUGUGACACCUCAGGGUUCUCGUGACUGUGUUCAUCAAGUUUGCUCUGUCUGUUCAAAACGAAUGUGUGCUCAAUACACUUUUUAUGCACUUUUUUGCCCAUCUUGGUGAAUGUAAAUGUGGCUCCAUCGGCACAUUAAUGCUCAAUUACAUUUUUUAUUGCAUCGUUUUACUCUUCAAUUGGCUUUUAAGGAGAUGUUGGAAAUUUUAUUGUUAGUUUGGGCCUUUAAGUUUGCAAGUUCUUCGUGCACUUCUCAACUGACUGAGAAUAGUUCUGGGUGGUUCAUGGAUAGCAAGCAAAAGUCCUGAAAAACAGCCGAAAAAUACAUAUAAUAAAUCAAAGACUCAGUUGCCUCUGUUUUCAUUGUCGAUGCGUCUCAGUGUAACACGUGAUUGGUAGGUGUUAUGUCCAAGGUGUACCCCAUCUCUCGCCUAUAGUCAGCUGGGGUAAAUGAUUUUUGACCCUGACCAAUUUCAGUAGGAUAUAA
Molecule: messenger RNA, 4082 nt
Organism: Dunckerocampus dactyliophorus (ringed pipefish)
Lineage: Eukaryota; Metazoa; Chordata; Actinopteri; Syngnathiformes; Syngnathidae
Product: protocadherin beta-15-like
Exons: 1
Coding region: 894-3311 (805 amino acids)
Biological process (GO): homophilic cell-cell adhesion
Cellular component (GO): plasma membrane
Molecular function (GO): calcium ion binding
Source: RefSeq, a predicted model, not a curated record